Molecule: messenger RNA, 1299 nt
Organism: Cebus imitator (Panamanian white-faced capuchin)
Lineage: Eukaryota; Metazoa; Chordata; Mammalia; Primates; Cebidae
Gene: DYDC2
Product: DPY30 domain containing 2
Exons: 4
Coding region: 53-586 (177 amino acids)
Cellular component (GO): Set1C/COMPASS complex
Source: RefSeq, a predicted model, not a curated record
CUCACCUCAGCCCUGCUAAGUACAGCCCCCCUAAGUACUACAGGCUCCCAGGAUGGAAACUAACUACCUAAAGAGGUGCUUUGGAAAUUGCCUGGCCCAGGCACUGGCAGAGGUAGCAAAGGUUCGGCCCAGUGACCCAAUAGAAUACCUGGCUCACUGGCUUUAUCAUUAUGGGAAAACAGUGAAAGCCAAAGAAGAGAAUAGGCAAGAGAAGAUCCAGCUGCAGCAAGAAUAUGACAGUAGCCUCAAGGAAAUGGAAAUGACAGAAAGACUGAAACAAGAAGAGUAUCAGAUUCAACAGAAGUGUGAAAAGUGUCACAAGGAACUGACUUCUGAAACUGUUUCCAUGAAGAAGAACAUAUUCAUGCAGGAGGACACAGAUCCCCUUGAGAAGGCGGCCUUGAAGCAGGAAUUCCAUACAAGGCCUUCCAGUAUGAUUCCAGGAAUGCCUCAACAGGUUCCUCCUUCAGAGUCUGCUGGCCAGAUUGACUGGAACUUUAAAAUGUCACAAGACAUAAAUUACCAGGAGGCUUUCCAGCAUGAAGUUGCUCAUGAAAUGCCUUCUGGCUCCAAAUCUCCUUAUUAGGUUAUCAGAAAGUAGAUGCUUCUGAUUUACUUCUCUCAAAGCUGGAAGCCAAGAAAAUGGCCAGCUAGAACCAAGAUUUAAGGAGCUGUAAAAGAAGAGUUCUACAGGGACUCUCCAGCCUACUGCUGUUCUGAAAACCCUUAAUCAUGUGAGGAUUUGAACUAGUUAUAGGAUGAAAUAAACUCAGAAUAAUGAUUUAAAAUAAGGAACUAAAUGGGUGUAACUUUUUCCUCUUGUUUUGUCAAUGUCUUGGAGACUACACAGUGAAAACGUAUCUAUCUCAUGUGUUCAUGUCUUAGCUUUUGCUUCACUUCACAGUCAGCCUGUCAGAGUAUUUUUUACACAUAUCCUAGAGUCUACCUAUGUCACUGAUAGCAAGUAUUUUUCUUCAACAUAUGCUACGAAUUUUUAAAAUACUUUUUUCCAAUUUUUGUUAAUUGUGGUAAAACACAUAUAAGACUUACCAUCUUCACCAUUUUUAAGUGUACAGGUCAGUGGUAUUAAGUAGGUUCAUAUUCUUAUGCCACCAACACCACCAUCCAGCUCUAAAACUCUUUCAUCUUGCAGAACUGAAACUCUAAACCCAUUAAAUAAUAACUUGCCAUUUCUCCCUCUCCCCAGCCCCUGGAAACCACCAUUCUACUUUCUGUGCUUGUGAUUUAGAGUACUCCAUAAUUAUGUCAUAUCAAUAGACUCAUAUAAUAUUUGUCUUU